UUUCCAAAACGGCAGUUGCUCCCUGAUCGCUUGGCCCUGCUGGCAUAGGUGUCCUGUUGCUUUUAUAAGAAACAGUCACACUAUCAUCUUCGCUACUGUCGUCAUUGACAGAUUUGUGAUGAUAUCGCUUUGUGUUUGUCUGUAAAUCACUAUGAUUAUACAAUUUCCUACUUCUUAUUAGAACAAGAGCUUAAUAGAAGAAUUAUUUUUUAAAAAUUUUACUGGUGUAAUGUUAGUACGUCGUUACAUCGGAUAGAGAUUAACUAUAGAGAUUUAUCUUUUUGGUGUUUACUUACACUUUGUCUCAUAGGAUUACGGUCAUCGUACUUUUUUUCUUUUUUAACAACCGUAGUUUCAUCUUCGCUACUUUCUAUAAGAUAAAAAUUUGAAAUUAGAACGAUAGAACGCACAUAACCUAUAAAGCAGUUAAUUGAAUUUACGUAAUAAAAUUAAAAAAUUCUUAAAGCGAUCUGAAACUAAUGUUUAGUCUUUUAUAUACACUUACCAUUGUCGUCAAGUCCUUUACGCUUUCUUGAUACUUUACUUCGUAUUUUCCUUUUUUUAAAUAAAAAAGUACAAUUCUUUUUGUCUGCCUCUUGCUGCACGUCUUCCAUAUUUGUUUUGUAAACAACUUUGGUCAUACGUCUUUCUAACCCGGACGCCACUUAUUUUAUUUAGUUAAUAUUUUCAAAAGAACUUAGGAUUCUUUAAAGUCAUGAGUAAGAAGAAAAGUAUGGCAAUUGAUUUCCAAGAUAACAUGAUAUUAUUAACAAGAAAAUAUUUAAAACGCAAAAUAAUGUGCCCUGAAACAAAAUUUAGACAUCACAUUAAAGAACGUUUACACGUGUUGGAUUUAUUGAAAAGAACAGUUGAAAUGGGUGAAAGUAAUUCUGCAUUACUAAUCGGUCCGAGAGGCAGUGGAAAAACUACACUCAUCAACAGUGUCUUAGUAGAAUUGUCCACUUUGAAGUUUUUUAAAGACAAUGCACUAAUAGUAAAUCUGCAUGGUUUAGUACAUACCGAUGAUCGUAUAGCAUUAAAAGAUGCUACGCGUCAAAUGCAAUUAGAAAAUGUAGUAAGUGAUAAAGUCUUUGGCACAUUUGCAGAAAAUUUAAGUUUCCUAUUAGAAUGCUUAAAGUCUGGAGACAAAAAACACACUAAGCCAGUCAUUUUCAUACUAGACGAGUUUGACUUAUUCUGUGCGCAUCAUAAUCAGACUUUAUUAUAUAAUCUUUUUGAUGUUGCUCAGUCUGCACAAGCUCCUAUCUGUGUAUUGGGUAUAACAUGUAGAUUGGAUGUUAUAGAACUUCUAGAAAAAAGAGUUAAAUCAAGAUUUUCACAUAGGCAAAUAUUUCUUUUUUCUGGUGACACGUCAUCCCCUGAACAACCAGCAUCUGCUUUUGAUGAUCGUUUAGAACUUUUUCAACAUCUUCUUAGUUUACCGGAUGAUGAAAACGUAAAUAGAAUAGAGCAACAAUAUGAUGACUGUACAAUAGAUCCACAUUUUGGUUCAAUGUGGAAUGAAUAUAUUAAAAGUUUAACUAGUAAUGUUACAAUGAUAAACUUGUUAAAAAGAAUGUAUCAGAUUGAUAUUAGUGAGAGAAGUUUCAGAAAUUUUUUAGCAAUUGCUGUUUCAACAUUAUCCGAGAAACAUCAAAAAUUAGAAGUAAAUGAUUUUGUAGAAGCAAGUAAAAUAUUUUCUCAGGAUGAUAAAAUAUUAAUGCUUGAAGGUUUAUCCGUACUAGAAAUGUGUUUAAUCAUAGCAAUGAAACAUGAAACAGAAAUAUAUGAUGGUGAACCAUUAACUUUUGAAAGUAUCUACAAUCGAUAUGUUAAAUUUACAAAUCAAAAUUCUUUUAUUCACUCUGUUCAAAGACCAGUUAUUAUGAAAGCAUUUGAACAUAUUAAGAAUUUAGAGUUUAUAGUACCUGUAAGUAAUACAAAUACAAGAAUCGAAAAAGAAUAUCAAAGGUAUAAAUUUUCUUUGACAUCUCAACAAGUAAUGGAUGCUGUCAAAAAUUAUCCGGGACUUCCUACAGAAGUCUCCCAAUGGGCAUUAAGCAGUCUAUAAUGAAAAUGUGAUAUUCUAAACAAUUUCACAUAUGCUAAGACUUUUCAAUCUGUAAUUCCAUUGUAUUUUUAUGUACCGUACAUGUUGUUUCCUUUAGUAAACUUGUAUCAUGUAAAAAUCAUUUCUUUACAAAGAAAAUUAAGACGGUAUGUGUGAUAUGUUAAUGUAUUAUUCGUAUUAACAUAUUUUAUCAAUGUACAUUCUUGUUUUAUAUUUCAGAAUGACUUUAAAUAACUAAUACGAUAUUUCAACUUGUUUGUUUCUUAGAGAUCAAUUUUUUCUCAUAAUACAUAUCAAAUAUUAUCAUAUCUAAAAAUUGUAAAUAUAUUUUAUGUUUAUCUCUUUGUCUAACAAUAAGAGUUCUAUCAAAGUCUUAUGAAAUAUAUAAUUGUUGUAAUUUACCAGUCAAUUCCUGCCACAAAAUUCAACAUAAAACGUCCAUUAUAAUCGAACGUGAUAGUUAAAUUAUAUGUAAAUCAACAAAUUUUGAAACAGGAAAAAAAUAUUUUAAUUUGAAGUAUAAAUAAUUGUUAUAAUUAUAUUAUUUUUACAAAUUUCACAAAAAUAAUUAUGCAAAAUCGUAUAGAGUAAGUACUACGCGAACUUUGUUCUUCCCAUUUAUUAAUAUGUGUAAUUGAUAAUUAUAUUGUAGUUAAGAAUGUGAAAAAAAAUUUGAAUAUUUAUUACAGAAUGUGUACUGGUUGUGUAUGUUGCCUUGAAGCAUAUAUGAGAUACACAUCAAAAAUGUUCAUACAUUUUUAAUAAAUUUAUAUUCACACGAGAAAGAUUUAUUUUAACUAUUUUUUAAUCAAUCCAUGCUAAUUGUGGUAUAUUUUUUAUAGAUGUUGCAGAAUUUGUUACUGCAUGUAUCGGUGAAUUCAAAGAUUUUUUUUUAGUACGUAAAUUAUUAAUAUUUAUCAAAUUUCUAUACCUUUUACGUUUGUUUUUUGAAAUGUAUAAAUUAUGACCUAUUGUAAAUAAUAAUAUAUAUAAGAGAAAUAAAUAUGAAAUAUAUAUAUGAUCAAUUA
This is a messenger RNA of Vespa velutina, 3099 nucleotides long. It is a transcript of the gene Orc4, whose product is annotated as origin recognition complex subunit 4. The record is from RefSeq and is a predicted model, not a curated record. Gene Ontology annotation, cellular component: nucleus; nuclear origin of replication recognition complex. The transcript is spliced from 6 exons. Bases 716 to 2071 code for a protein of 451 amino acids. Lineage: Eukaryota; Metazoa; Arthropoda; Insecta; Hymenoptera; Vespidae. Gene Ontology annotation, biological process: DNA replication; DNA replication initiation. Gene Ontology annotation, molecular function: DNA replication origin binding; ATP binding; ATP hydrolysis activity.